Molecule: messenger RNA, 2889 nt
Organism: Fundulus heteroclitus (mummichog)
Lineage: Eukaryota; Metazoa; Chordata; Actinopteri; Cyprinodontiformes; Fundulidae
Product: GTPase IMAP family member 8-like
Exons: 4
Coding region: 1-2889 (962 amino acids)
Molecular function (GO): GTP binding
Source: RefSeq, a predicted model, not a curated record
AUGAACAAUGAAAAGCAUUUAAUCGUCGACCAUCCCAGCAUCAAGCCCAAAAAGGUUCCAUUGGGUUCAGCUUCCGCUGCAGGUCGCGGUCUCAGGAUUUUGCUUUUUGGAGAGACUCAAUCAAUCAAGACACAACUCUGUAACUUUAUCAUUGAGAAAAAAAGUGGGAAGUUACCAACAUUUUAUCAAGCCAGGCCAGAUGAGCACGGUGUCUGGAAUGGGAAGUUAUUGACUGUAGUAAAAACCCCAGAACUUCAGGCUAAAAAAUUCCUCAAAGAGGAGCUGAAAAGCUGCGCAAACCUUUGUCCUCCUGGACCAAAUGUUCUGCUGCUCUUAGUGAAACCUUCAGACUUCACAGAGAAGCAACGGCGGACUCUGAAGGCCACCCUGAGUUUGUUUGGAGAAGAAGCCUUUAAGCACUCAAUGGUCAUCCUAACUAAUGAGGAGAAAGACUCAAGUUUUACUCUUAAUUCUCUAAUCAGAGAAUGUGAAGGCAGACAGUACAACCUGGCUGAAAAUAAUCACCAGAAAUUAAUGAUGAAGAUUGAAGACAUUGUGAACGGAAACAAAGGUGCCUUCCUUACCAUCACCGAGGAUGAUCAAGUCUUGAAAAGUGAACCAGCCCUGCCUUGUAUCAACCUGGUUCUGUGUGGGAGGAGUGGAGCAGGGAAGACCUCAGCAGCCAAGGCCAUCUUAGGUCAGACUGAGCUUCAUUCAGCCUCCAAGAUAUCAGAGAGCGUUAAAAACCAGGGAGAAGUCAGCGGACGUUUGGUUUCUGUGGUGGAGCUGCCUGCCUUGUACGGAAGAUCAGAGCGAGAAGUGAUGGAGGAAUCAUUCAGGUGUGUCUCCCUCUGUGAUCCUGAGGGGGUCCACGCCUUCAUCCUGGUCCUACCUGUGGGUCCCCUCACCGAUGAAGACAAGGGAGAGUUAAAGACCAUCCAGGACACAUUCAGCUUCCGGGUCAACAACAACACCGUGGUUCUGUUCACUGCAGAGUCGGAUCCUUCACAUCCAACUGUUGUUAAGUUUCUUACGGGAGAUCGGGACAUCCAGCUGCUCAUUCAGACAUGUAGAGGAAGAAACCUUGUUGUCAACAGAAGCAACAUGAAGCAGUCAUCUAUGAUAGAUUAUGUGGAGAGAAUGAGACAGCAAUGCUACACAACAAAAACCCUGGCAGAAACCUACAAGGAUAAAUUCAUACAACAACAGAACAUCAUCACUGGACUAAAAGCCCAGCUUUCAAACCAGACACCAGAGGAGGUCUUCAUUGAGCGUAGAGCCACAGUGGACAGGGAGGAAGAGAGGCAGAGCUCUGCGUGUCUCAGGAUUGUUUUGCUUGGAAAGACCGGCUGCGGAAAAAGCACAUCAGGAAACACCAUCCUAGGGGGAAACUACUUUGAAGCCAAGCCAUCCCAACAUUCAGUCACAAAGCGUUGCCAGAAAGCUCAGGGCAUAGUGGACGGUCGUCCUGUGGCUGUGGUCGACACCCCGGGCCUGUUCGACAACAGCUUGAACCAAGAAGAAGUUCAGGAAGAGAUGGUGAAAUGCAUUAGUCUUCUGGCUCCAGGACCACAUGUCUUCUUGUUGGUGAUGCAGAUUGGAAGACUUACGCCAGAGGAGAAAAAGACAUUAAAACUUAUAAAGGAAAGUUUUGGGAAGAAAUCCGAGAACUUCACUCUCGUCCUCUUCACUAACGGAGAUAAACUGGAAGGUCAUCAUAAAUCUAUUGAAGAGUUCAUUGAAAAAGAUUGUGAUGAAUCCUUUAAGAAGCUCAUUGCUGACUGUGGAGGAAGAUACCAUCUCUUUGAAAACUACAACAGUCAGAACCGCACACAAGUCACAGAGCUGAUCACAAAAAUCGAUGCCAUGGUGCAGGAAAACGGCAGCAGAUGCUUCACCAACGACAUGCUGCUGGAAGCUGAAGCAGCGAUCCGAAAAGAAAUGAAGAAAAUUCUGAAGGAAAAGGAAGAAGAGAUGAAGAAAAGGAUUGAGGAACUACUAAGAAGACAUAAUAAAGAAAAGGAAGAUAUGGAAAGGAACAUGACAGAGGUAAAAUCAAAAACUGAACAACAAAUUAAGGAGAAAGACAUAAAAAUCAAGGAAAUAGAGAAACGUCUGAAAAUGGCUGAAGAUGAGAAAGUGAAAGACCGAGCUAGGAGACAGGAAGAGGAAAGCAAACUGAAAUUUGAGAGAGAGGCGUGGGAGAAAAAACUGAAAAAAUCUAAAGCAGAAGUAGGUUUCCAGAGAAAAAAAUCUGUGCUGAUGAAACAUGAAACUUGGGACAAGGAGAUGCAAACGUUAAAGGAGAAACACAAACAAGAAGAUGUACAGAGGCAAGAGGAGGAGACAAGACUGAGAAGAGAGUAUGAGCAGCUGAAACAAGACUAUCAGAGACAGAAACAAGAAGAUCAUAUCAGAAAAGAGAAGGAGGCAAAGCACAAAGAAGACCUGGAGGAGAAGUAUAAGAAGGAAGUGGAAAGAUUAAGGGAAACAUAUGAGGAAGAAGCCAGAAAGAAAGCAGAGGAGUUUAAUGAAUUUAAGGAGAAAUACAAUCAAGAAUUUGCAGCUCAGAGACAGAAGUAUGAAACACAGCUGAAAGACAGAGAUGACAAAUAUGAUCUGCUAAAGGCCCUCAAAGAGCUCAAUGAAAAGCAAAGCAGAACAAAGCAUCACAAGCAAAUGGUCGACUUGGUGAAAUGUGUCACCAGAAAGAAAGAACAUCUGAAGACAAUAAAGGAAAUGCUGACAAGGCAUGAAGAGCAAAUGAAAAAGGUGAAGAAUCUGCAGGAAAGAGAAAACCUGCAGAACAUUCAUGAGCGAGAAAUAGACGAGUUGGUCCAGCAUCUUCUGGAUCAUGAAGAUCCAAAACGCACCUGCUCUAUUUCAUGA